Molecule: messenger RNA, 1200 nt
Organism: Linnemannia hyalina
Lineage: Eukaryota; Fungi; Mortierellomycota; Mortierellomycetes; Mortierellales; Mortierellaceae
Source: the annotation of a GenBank genome assembly
AUGUCAACAGACCCUAAGACAAGGAAGCCCGCCAACACGGCCUUCAAACAGCAAAGACUGAAGGCAUGGCAGCCGAUUCUGACACCCAAGACCGUCUUGCCCACCUUUAUUCUCGUCGGUAUUCUGUUCGCACCCAUCGGUGGUCUGCUGCUCUGGGCGAGUGAUACUGUCGCAGAGGUUGUCAUCGAUUACACACAGUGCGAGACAGCAGGAGCAAACUUUGUGCCAGUUCCUCAGGGCUCUUAUUCGACCAACUUUCCCGGCAAAGUAGAUGUAGUGGAACCACCAGCAUUCAAGGCUGUACCUUCUGUUCAGGAGGGUACCAACGCAACAUGGCCAACAACAAAGUGCACUGUCAAGUUCACCAUCCCCGACACGAUGAAGAAGCCCGUCUUUGUCUACUACCGCCUCUCCAACUUUUACCAAAACCAUCGUCGAUAUGUCAAAAGUAUCGACGCCAAGCAGCUCUCGGGAACUCCCCGCACUGCGGCAGAGUUGAGCGGAGGAUCUUGCGACCCAUUGGCUGUUUACAAGGAAGGCGACGCCCAGUUUCCCAUCUACCCCUGCGGACUUAUUGCCAACUCUGUGUUCAAUGGCAACCCCUUCUUGAACCCAUUCGACAGCACGACCAACGGCGCGCGCCCCUACCUCCUCUCAGAGACGGGCAUUUCGUGGCCCAGCGAUGCGAAAAAGUACGGUGUGCAGACAUACCCUGAUCUUAGCCAGAUCCGCCCCCCACCCAACUGGAUCAAGCAGUACCCUAACGGAUACUCUGCAGCAUCGCCACCCAUUGAUGUAUCGAAGGACGAACACUUUCAGGUCUGGAUGCGCACAGCUGGUCUGCCCAACUUCCGCAAGUUGUACUCCAAGAACACGGACGAUGAUUUGCAGAAGGGUACAUACACCAUGGACAUCAACAUGAAUUACAAUGUGACAUCGUAUGGAGGAACAAAGUCGAUUGUGAUUUCGACAGUGUCGUUCAUGGGAGGGCGCAACCCGUUCCUCGGAAUUGCGUAUGUGGUUGUGGGUGUGAUCUGUGUUGUUCUGGGGUUGGUGUUCACUGCCCGGCAUUUGUACAAGCCCAGACGAUUGGGUGAUCACACUUAUCUCUCGUGGAACCAGAACGCAGCGACCAAUGCGGCCAUGGCGAAUGCUUCAGCGACCUCCGCUACCGCCACCGGCGCCUCUGCCCGGUACUAA